Molecule: messenger RNA, 2702 nt
Organism: Myxocyprinus asiaticus (Chinese sucker)
Lineage: Eukaryota; Metazoa; Chordata; Actinopteri; Cypriniformes; Catostomidae
Product: transmembrane protein 200A-like
Exons: 4
Coding region: 737-2224 (495 amino acids)
Source: RefSeq, a predicted model, not a curated record
CUUCUGAGGAGAUAGUUCGCAAAGAGCUUUUUCAGGGUUAACUAAUCUGUUAACAAAUCUGUUUGGUCAGUGUUUUAAAAUAUCUGAAUGAAACCACGGAAAUAUCUCGUCUUUGUACUAUUUAUUAUGGAUUUGUAGACGAGGAAAGUUUUACAAGACGCUCAACUGAGGGGAUUUUUGAGAAAGCCAGAAAGAAAAAGAAAGAAGACUUGUUUCUGAACCAUAUUUCUGCAGAAGAAUCGUGAAGUUUGCAUCGCUCAGGUGGGCAUCCAAACAGAGAGCCUUUCAUCGACUGGAUUAUGGGAUGACAAGCCAAAGCAUUUUAUAAAGCCAAGUAUUUACGAAAUGAUCCCCUAAAGUGAAGAGGAAACACUAUGAUGAGAGAAAGAUUUACCUGUGCAUAAUGAACACAUAACGAGGAGGAAACUAUACAGCAGACAGAAUUCAACACAGCAAGCCUCUUUGAUGUAAAUUCAUUUGACUGAUGACUCUGGUUCCUCGAAAAUCAGCAUGAAAUCAGACCCUGGAGUUGAGGCUGUCUCCGCAAACCGGGCACUGCUUCGUUAUAUACCUAUGGUACAGCUCCCUAUGGCUGAAUGCUGGUCCUCUCAUCUUAACUUUGCUUCCGGAAGCGGUCCCUGUAGCAUGAGGCUGCCUCUGUGAAUGGGAGUUGCUGUGGCUUCACGUCACUUGAGCUCUAUUACAGCUUUAAUUUAAGGUUUGUUUUGCCGUAGCAAUGAUUGCGACGGGAGGGGUGAUCACGGGGCUCGCAGCAUUGAAAAGACAAGACUCCACCCGCUCUCAGUAUCAUUUGCCAACCCAGAGCCCCACCCCUGCACCUGAGAAGAAAUGCGCUAAGCGUAAAUCUCGAGCUGAUGUUGUGGUGGUGAGAGGGAAGAUCAGACUGUAUUCUGCAUCAGGGUUUUUUCUGGUUUUGGGAUUGCUGAUCCUAAUGGCAGGUAUUGUGAUGGCUGUUCUAGGAUACUGGCCUCACAAGGACCACCAGAAGGCACCAGAAAGCAAGCUUUUUAUGAAUAAUACACAGGUUGGGCGAGAGCAGAUAGGCUCUUUGACACAAUUCUUUGAGCAGCACCUGCAUUCAGAGAAGAUGAAAAUGUUGGGUCCUUUCACUAUGGGAAUUGGGAUUUUUAUCUUUAUUUGCGCAAAUGCCAUCUUACAUGAGAACAGAGAUCGUGAGACCAAGAUUAUCCACAUGAGGGACAUGUACUCGACUGUCAUAGACUUUCACAGCCUGCGGAUAAAGGAGCAGAAAUGUACGAAUGGGGCCUACAUGGGUCCUUAUGCAGACACAGAGAUCCGUUCCUUCGGUCAGGACAGUCAUUUUGCCUCACGGCUCACAGCUAACACACUAAUGUCCUUCUCUGGACUAGACAGUGACCUCCGAUUUUCCCACGGGACCAGCUCUGAGGACGAGGAGGGUCUAAUGAGUGAGGCCAAAGGUGGAUUAAGCCUGUUGUCACCUGCCUACAAAGACCAAACUGAAUCUUUCUUUGGGUUCCAGUGUGAGAGCAGUCGGCAGUGUGAGGGUAAGAGUGGCGUACUGAAGAAAUGUCAAACGCGGUCCAUAGUUUCCUCCUCCAUCUGCGCCUUCACGUUGCCUGUCAUCAAACUCAACAACUGUGUCAUCGAUGAGCCGGAUAUUGAAAGCAUCACUGAGGACUUGGAGCAGAACAGGGACCACUCCAGACCUCCAUCAAUGGAAUCUUUAACAGUCCCUGUUCCUGACGUCGCCAAAGCUUUCAAACGUCCUGGUGCCCAGCUGCUCCGGAGCAAUUCGGCAACAGAAUCCCCUAGCUCCACAUCUUCACAUUCAUCACUGUCUCCUGGAUCCACCAGUGGUAGAUUCCUGUCACCGGGUGCUGCUCGUAAAGACUUUGGUUCCAAUAACUCCCUCCAAGUAUUGUCAGCCUAUUCCAAAUCUCUGGAUUUAGAGAGAGAGUCCACAAUGCUGACUGUCCAUCCUGAACAAAGGAAACACCCUAGCUGGCCUAGACUGGACUGCAGUAAUAGUAAAGGAUACACUAAACUGGAGAACAAAGAGGACUAUAUGGACAGGCUAAUAGUGCCCCCAGUGGCCGUGAAGAAGGACUACACAAAAAAGGAGAAACUUCUUAUGAUCUCCAGGUCUCACAAUAACUUGUGCUUUGAGCAUGAUGAGUUUCUGAGUAGUCUGAAGAGAGGCACCUCAGAGACCAGAUUUUAAAAUCGAAUUAGUCUCAAGGCUGUAAUAGCUAAUAGACACACAUAAGGCAAAUGUCUACACAAUGACUUUUGAUUUUCAAGAUUUGGCUGCAAUACAGAAGAGAGUAUGUGCUGUUUUUUUUACAAAUAUUUUGUUAAUUGACAUAUAACAAUCAUUGAACAGAAAGAUAAGGCAGUUGUGCUGCUUUUUAUUUCACUGAAUUUCAAACUAAUGAGAUUUGCCAUCGUCAUUGUGCACGAAAUACAAAAUGUGACCAGUAAUGAUAAAAGUGUGGGUAGCAAGCGACUCAAUAACCAAAUGGUUGCUUAAAGCUGUUAAAAUGUGUUUGUAUUAUCUUUGUUAACGUUCAGACAGGACCUAUUGUCUGUUUUGAGUGCAGUAUGUGUAUUGUACCAGAGCUAGUAGUUAUUUUACAAUGGGGGCUUUAAAUAAUUUAUUGUUUAAAACACACACUGCUAUUUUUGAAGAGAACUUAUCA